CUGUUGGGGGAUUUUGGGUUGGGAUAACAAAGGGGCCGUGGCCGUGGGCUUAAAGCGGCCUUUAGUGUUUCCACAAUUUCCAUCAAUUGUCUCAAACCCAUCGCUGCGCUUCUCGUGCAGCCAUUCCUGCGAUCUCUGUAACAUUCAGUCAGUGUCAACCAUUUAUUGAACAACGUAGCCUGAGCUUGCGACUCGAAAUGGUGCUAACCUCUGAAACGCCGCCAGUGCCAGUUUGCGUUGUCAAAAACAGGGAAUGAAAAAAUAGUAGGACUCUCCUAUUUAAGGUCUUAAAACAUUUAUAGUUUCGUGAAAGUUUGCAAUAUUUGCCGUUCUGCAGUGUUUCCAGGCUUUUAGAUGAGUUGUCAGUACUGUCAGUAUUUUAUCUGGUACACAUAAACUGGUUCUUUGCACAGUCAUUGCUGAGCAUAAAUCUUCACAAUGUCAGCAAAGGAUAAGGACAAUAAACCGCUGCGGCGGUUGAAGCAGUUUUUUGGAAUUAAAGGAAUUGCAACUUUAAAAAGUCGUCAGGAUUUCAUAUUAGCUGCUGAUGUGGAAGCUCAGCUGCGCAAAGACAAUAAUAUGAACCAAAGGAUAAGAGUCCUCAGAGAUUUGUGUGAAGCUGUCAAGGAGAACAGUGUUGAAUAUGGUGAUAUGGAGAAACUAAGGUUGCUAAUUGAAGAUUUAUUUUACCCCGAUACACCUCGUGAAUAUCGGCAACAAGGCUAUGCUUUCUAUCGGUGCCUCAUUGCUGGUCAAUAUGAUAGAUUACAUAAAAUGAGAUUACAUAUUUUUGACAUAAUCAGAAACAAUGAUAAAAACAAUGAUGUACAGGAAGAUGUUGCUAGCAGAUUGGAUUUGCUGAAUGCAUUGACAGACAAUGGCAAAGUUAUUGAACAUCUUGAAGAAAAAAUGGGUCACUUUUUAUUAUCUUGGAUGCCAUCUGUUGUAUCUGCCAGCAAAACUGAAGAGUUUUUAGGUCUUCUGGUGAAUGUUGUUAAAUACAAUGCUGCCUACAUGGAUGAUGAUGUCAUCAUGUUACUCGUGCAGCAUGUGUGCUUUCUGUGUUGCUGGGUCUGCUCUAGAAAUGUUGUGAUGGGAUGCCUUCAAGUGCUAGACACUGUGGUCCGAUAUUCAAAUCUUCCUUCGGAGUCAUUGCUAGAUUUUGUUAGUGCCUUAUGUCGUACUGUAAACAUUGAAGCUUACUGUCAGGAAAGCUGGAAGAUAAUGAGGAAUCUUCUUGGUACUCACAUGGGCCAUGCAGCUCUUUACACAAUGUGUAGCAUUCUCCAGAAUAAGGAAUAUCAGGGGGAUUCUGGUCUCAUGCGAGGAGCUGUCUUCUACAUAAACAUGGGUUUGUGGGGCAAUAAACGAGUCCCCACAUUAGUGUGCACAGAGACAUCAGUUCUCCCAUCAUUACUCCAGGCUGCAUCUGCUGGAAAGUCAGUAGUUGUGUAUGAGGUCAUGCUAAGUUGUCAGCGUCUGGUAAACAAAUAUGGUGUAGAGCUUCAGGAUCCUGCUUGGGAUUUGUUGCUCUCAAUUCUUGAAGCUGUUGUGAAAUACAUAGAGGCUGCAGAGGUGUCACCGCAACCAUCUUCCUACAAUACAGCACUAGUAGGCAAGCACUUACAUGAAACCCUAUGCACUGUAGAAACUUUAUAUGAACUUGGUCAGUUCCAAGGCUCUGCACGACGUGUGUUUGAAUUGAUUGAGAGGUGUUCCCCUCACAGACCUGAAAGCUCAGUAAUGAGAUUGGUAACAUAUCUUGCAAGUUCGGUUGAACCUACACGCCACAAAUGGCUCGCAAAACUGCAUGCACUUCUCGAAAAGUUUUUCCGAUCUGAAACAAGAACAAACAUUCGUGUCAAAGUGCUUCGUGUUCUUGACAAAGUCAUUCAAACUAACAGAGCUGCCUAUGAAGAUGAACUGAUUGAGCAAGCCGUUGUUCCAUUCCUUGCUCAUAUUGAUCAAGACCAAGAUGUGGCAGUAAGGAACGCAGGUGCUGCCCUUCUCAUAGAUCUUUGUCUGCAGUGUGACACAAAAAGAUGUCUUGAGCUUUUGGACAUUUUGGAAAAGCUUCUGAACCGUCCAUUUGAAGCAGGAAAUGACCUUGAAAUAGCUGAUACACUCACUGUUGCAAAAGGCGUUGUCCACAUAUUUGUUGCUAAAAUGUAUCAAUUACCUUCAGCCCAUGCUAUUCACGCUUACAAAAUACUUGUGAAUCACCUGGAUUCCUAUUACCGGUCUCCUCCGGUAUUAGAGAACCACUCCUCUAUUCGUCAUGUAAUCUUUGAAUGCUUUCUGAGUAUUCGGGCUAACUCUGCCUACCAACUGGGUUACCCUGGUGGAAUGAAAGCGGAGCUGGGCAAGCCGCUGAUUUUCAGCCCCUACCUUGGAGUGGAUCACAAGCAUGGUGAAAGGACGGGAGGAGCGUCCUCUCCGCCUCCGGUGAGCCCGGCCCCAACAGCCCAUGUGCCAUGCGUGUUCACAGCAUUGUCCUUGACUCAUGCCUGUAAGGCAGUCAUCAGCGGACUGAAAAAUGAGAGAGAUUGGAAAGUUCUUCAUCUUAUUUUGACACAAGUGCCUGAAGUAAUGAAAAAUAAGGCAUUGAUCCUAUCUCGUCAUGCUAAUGACAUUGACCUGAUGGCAGCAUCCCUAUGCUCCAUAGUGAGCACAAUGCUAAAUGACAGAAACUUGCCUGAUUCACUCCGUAACACACCCGGUCAGAGAUUCCAGAGAUCUGAGUUCCUCAGCUUCCUGUACCCAGUUUUAGCAUCUCUGGCUUCAUAUCAUAAUCAUCUGGAGCCAAAUUAUCAACGCCGGCUUAUAUGCUCUCUUGAAUGUGGUCUUCAAUCUCGAUGUGCUGCUCAAGUUGUCUCAGCUUUAACUACAUGUACACUGGAAAUGAAAGAUGCAAUGUACAAACUGCUCCCUGAAGUCUUAUUGAACCUCUCCAAAAUAUCAGACACAGUUACAAUUGCUCUGCCUAUUCUUUCAUUCUUAUCAACAUUGACCAGGCUUCCUAAAGUUUUUGCAAGUUUUGUUGGUGACCAGUACAUGUCAGUGCUAGCCAUCUCAUUGCCUUACAGCAAUCCAUUUAAGUAUAACCACUUCAUUGUGUCUUUGGCUCAUCAUGUCAUAGCAGUGUGGUUCUUGAAAUGUAGGCUGCCAUUCAGGAAGGACUUUGUCAAGUUUAUCACCACGGGGUUGAAAGCAAAUGUAUCACGCAUGCCAUUAGAUGAAGGACCAAUGUUGAGGCAAGAUCCUUUAAAGUUAGAUCUCUUGAAUGAGGAUUCAUCCAGUAGAAAACGAAGUUCAUCUUUGACUGAACAGGGAAGUCGAAGGCGCACAACUGGAUCGAGAUUGGAUACUCGCCAGCUGGAUUUAAAACCAGCUGAUGAAUCACUUACAUUAUUUCACAUGGAGCUUACUGAAACUUGUAUUGAUUUAAUGGCCAGAUAUACAUUCUCAACAUGUGCGGCUAUGCCUAAAAGAUUGCCAGCAGUGCAGAGUCUACUCAGUGGCGGCCAGUCGAUGACGUGGCUCGUUGGUAACAGACUGAUUACUGUUACCACAAGUGGUUGCAACCAGAAGGUGAAGCGUGAUGGGCUGUGCGAUAAAUGCCUCUCAUCAUGUCGUGUUGAAUCUGAUCCUGCUACCCCCACGGAAAGUUCAACCAAUGACUUGUCGGGCAGCAGUUCCACAAGGGCUGACCAACAAGGCAAAGCUUCUCUUCAGCGAAGUAAUAGUGUUGAUGUCACAGCAACUUUGAGCCGAGAUGAAAAGUCCUCAGGAAGUGCGGCAGCUUCCUCAUCUGCGGGCGGCUCAAUCCGCAACUUGCCUCUUCUUGUUCAGGUUCCACAAGGCAGCUCAAAUAACUUGGCACCUAAUGUUAACUCUCCUACUGAUGAGCAGAGGAGACUUUCUGGUUCUCUUGAAACUAUGGACACAGAAUCAAGUAAACUGGACCAGCUAAUUCAAGGGGUUGAACGCAUUGAGCUACAGGACAAAUUGCAGUGUGCUUGUUGGUGCAAUGGUUGGGCUGAAAUAUAUGUUCGCAGACCCACAGGUGAUAUGUCAUGGGUCAUGAGAAUUCAGAACCAAAAUAGUUCUUUGGAUAUGUCAGAUGUACCAACAAUAUUUUUGCCUUCAUUAAUUAAACGUGAUAGUUCUGGAGCUGCCUUUCUGGGUCAGCCUGACAAAAUUGGAAUAGAUGAAUCAGCUAUGCCUCCCACUGAUGAAAACCCUAGCAGUAAUGUGCCAACAACCCAGCCUGUCUUGUCAGAACCUGUGAACAUCCCAGCUUCCCCUGUGCGCAGAAGCCCAUCUAGACAGAGUUCUCGAGAUAGCUUAGAUGAAGAAGAGGAAGAGGAGGGAGACCCAGAGACUGAGAUAGAUGAUGGCAGUGGGCGUGCAAGAAACCCAGUACGCAGGUCUAAUUCAAGUCCAGAAAUGAGUGCUGGAUGGAGAAAUCCGUUUUUGUCAUCUUCUGCAGCUGAUAGAGAGAAAAUGGAAAAAAUGACUAAACCAUCAUAUUCUAAGGAUUUGAGGGCCAAUUGUGAAGCUAUACCUGAGGAGAUUGCUGGAUUAGGAACCACUCCACCAUCCACCUCUCCCAUCGUCCCUCGCUUCCCAAUCAAUGAAGCGAGUCAGAAAACUUUACCUCAGACAAGUGCAGUGACUAUUUCAGACAAUGAUGUCCGAUCUUCUCCAGUUCCAAUUGGCUCUCAAUUGACAAUUGCUUCCAAUGUUUCUUCUAAUGCCUUGACUGUUAUAUCAAACCCGACUACUGUGUCAUCACCAUUGGUAAACUCUUCGAAAGCUGAGGCCUCAUCACAGCCUGCUAGCGCGGCUGGCGCGGGUGGAAUUCAUUCAACUCCACCCCUUCUUCUCCCUUCGACCCUGGCCACAAAGCCCCCCUUAUCUCCGACACAAACACGACAUGCCAAUGACCCUGAAUCAAAAUCUAAAACUGCUAACACAGCUAGCCCAGGCGUUGCUGCCAAGGAGAAAGUUUUGACAAGUGGCAGGUUGUCUAGCGGAAGUGGCAGCAGUAGUGUUGGAGGAAGUACUUCAAGCCUGGACAGUAAAGCAAAUACUGAUCAAUUGCAGUUGCAGCUAGACAGACGCGUUCAACAAACAUCUGCUCCAGCUUCACCAACUACUUCUCAUGCUCAUCAUCUGAGUGCAAGUGCUGAAAGGAUAAAUCGGGAUGAUGGUAGUCUGCGACAGGAUCCAGCUGCUUUGCCACCCUUGUCAUUUAAAAGAGAUAGGGGGCACACUAUCUCCGUAAUGAGUCCAGUACGGAAGCCUAAGCUUGAUUUAGAUGCAAAACGUAAUAAAGCAAAUGCAAACUCCCCAAGAACAAAAGAGAAUUCACAGCGUUCAAGUGUCAAUCCAAAUUUGAUUUUCCUUCAGCUGUUUCACUCAUCUUACUUUGGCAACACAACGGAGAAACCUCUUCUUGUUUCAAAUAGUGCUAUGCUUCAACGAUCUAUCAAAGUGCUGGAUCUCACUCCUCCUUAUGAAACUCAUCAGGUUGGUGUGUUGUAUGUAAGCAGUGGUCAAGUCAACAAUGAACAGGAAAUCUUAAGAAAUACAACUGGGUCCCUAAGAUACACUGAAUUUUUACAAAGAUUAGGGUCUCUUAUCAGCUUGGAAGACCCUGACCCUCAUCUAUUUCUUGGUGGUCUGGACCCAAAUAUAGAUGGCAAAUUUGCUUACUUUUGGCAGGACGAUGUGACACAAGUGUUAUUUCAUGUUGCUACUCUGAUGCCUACCAAGGACAAAGAUCCUUCAUGUAAUGACAAGAAGCGUCACAUUGGAAACAAUUAUGUUACAAUAGUUUUCAAUGAAAGUGGUGAAGACUUCAGUAUACAAACUAUUAAGGGUCAGUUUAGCUACGCAUGUGUAGAAAUUCAGCCCCUGGACCAUGGAUCAAAUCAAGUAACUUUGCGAACUCGAGAUGAGCUGGCUGAGUUAGGUUUGACUGGUGAACCUAGAGUUGUAUCAGAUUUAAAUCUUGGAAUUCUUGCCAGGCAACUUGCUCUUCAUGCUAAUCUUGCAUCUAAAAGUCUUCGAGGAAAGUGUAGUGGCAAUAUCUAUGCCUCCAACUGGCUAGAAAGACUCCGGGCUAUCAAAAGAAUGCGAGCAAAGAUUCUUCAAAAUCUUUCAGAUGAAAACAGUGGCUCAGCCAACCCAACUAAUGGUACCAGCUCAUCUGUUGAAUCGAGCAGCCGCGUACACCGUACUCUGCCCGAUGAUUUUACUGACUACACAUAGACAUAAUCUAUCAAACAACUCGCUUUAAUAUUUUUGUAUGAUCUGCAAGUUCCCUUGAAUAUGAUGAAUGAUUUAUCUUUCUUUUGCUGCCCUUCUAGUCACAAUGGUAUUGUUCCCUUGAACUUAGGUUGAACCUGAAAUUAUGUACCCUCACACACAUGAUAUUGGUGUAUAUUCAUAUGUAUAGUAUAUGUAAAUUUUAUUCAAAUCAGAGCUACUGAUACUUGUUAUUAAUUUGCUUUUUGUAGAUUAUUGUUAUUAACUAUGUGAUCAUCUAUGUACAAAACAUGCUGUUUUCAUUUGUUAAAACUUAUUGUGGAGUGUUUGUCUCGGUGAGACCUUAAAAUUGGCUAGAAACAACCCCUGUUAGUAAAACCCAUGGAACUCUAUUUAUUAAUCUAAACUUGAAUUAUGCCAUGCCUCUAUUUGCAAGCAAGAUAUCUCAUGGGCAUAAAUAUUAUAAAAGACUGAUAAUUGAAGCCUUUCUGAAAUCAUAUAGAAAAGGCAGUUAUUGACUUUUGCUGUGAUUUGUCCCAUUCUCCCCUUUACAAUGAACCAAUUGGAGUAAAGCUUAGAUAUUAUUGGAGAGUAUGCUUCCACCAAACCUAUCGCCUAGAUAUCACAAAACAUGAAUUUUUUUUAACAAAGAAUGUCUCUGAUUAUGGGCAAAAUCUAUUUUUGUUUUGUUGGAUGGACUUUGUGAGUAGUAUUAUUUACCUGUUAAUGUUAAAAUGUCAAAUUUCACAUUAUAUCUCCUUUAUAGCAUGGAAAGUAAGAUAAAAUUUCAACGCACCAUGUUUAGGAAGCCAAAUAAAUACAUGUUCAAUACAUGAAUAUUGUACGUAGGCCUUGCGGGGAUGGUGUUUCGUAUGCUCCUAAUACUUUUCCAGUUUCCUUUUUCAAAUAGGUUUUUGGCAGGAAUUUGUUAUAUUUAUGUAAAUACUACUGUGAUGCUGCAGCUCAGCUACGUUACAGGAAAUGUGAUUUUAGAACCUCUCCCUCAAGGAUGGCGUUGCUAGUAAAUUUACUACUCCUUCAAAAAUUUAUGUAAGCGUGAAUUUAUAGUAGAAUGCUGAAUGGAGAUAAGUGUGCUUCAUGGCCUUUUUGAACAAAGCUCAAGGAAUUCGAUGAGGUAUAAUUCCUCUAAACAGAGUAGGAGAUCUCAUUCAUGUGUGUAAAUGUGUGUCUGGUUUAUGUUGUAUGUGUUCAUUGUAAUUAUUAUUUACUUUACUAUUGA
Molecule: messenger RNA, 7516 nt
Organism: Thrips palmi
Lineage: Eukaryota; Metazoa; Arthropoda; Insecta; Thysanoptera; Thripidae
Gene: gig
Product: tuberin
Exons: 35
Coding region: 439-6279 (1946 amino acids)
Biological process (GO): regulation of small GTPase mediated signal transduction; negative regulation of phosphatidylinositol 3-kinase/protein kinase B signal transduction; positive regulation of GTPase activity
Cellular component (GO): TSC1-TSC2 complex; nucleus; cytoplasm
Molecular function (GO): GTPase activator activity
Source: RefSeq, a predicted model, not a curated record